GUGAAACUCCCCCUCAUUCAGCAAACAUCAACCAGACAGAAAAAUACCCUCUCAACCUCUUACAGCAGAUCUAUAUCUGUUGAUGAGUGAGACGCAAUGUGGAUUACACUUUUUAUCACAACAACCCUCUGUUUUUCUAUGUCCCGAGCUGGUGACUUCUGUGAAAAUGUUCUUGAUGAAUGCCGAAAAAGUGAAUCAUGGAUAGGUUGUUACGAGGAUCGAAUUAUGACCUGCAAGCCAAGAGGCCGCUCCAUGACAGGCAUCAAACAACUCAAAGUAGACUCGCUUCAAGAGGUUGAUGUGAGACCUACAUUUGAACAUAGAGUUCACAUCCCAUCAUCAGCUCUACAAGAAAGCAUAGGAAAUGUGUCUGAGGUGGAUAUCCUGGUGGUGGCCUCUGUAAUAAACAGCAGUUAUUUUAAGCUGAGUCCUCCCGAAAAAAGCAGGAGACUUGGGGGUCUGGAAGUAUUUAGGUACUCAGUCAUAUGUGUGCGGGCAGGAAACCAUGCAGUCGAGAAGCUCUCACAACCCAUCACGUUAACCUUCAAACACAACAAAGAGGUUGAAAGUGGAACGUGUGUAUUUUGGAAGGAAACAUCAGCAAAGGAUGGAACAGGUUACUGGAGCAAUGAAGGUUGUGACACAAAUUACACGGCACAUGAAUUUAUUUGCAGCUGCAAACGUCAGAGGUUCUUUGCUGUGCUUGUGAAUCCAGGAAUAUCGGUGACAAAAGCUGAUGCCGACAAUCGGCGGCAUCCUGAGAAAUCCAUAAGUCUGCACAUGCAGCUAACAGUGGCGAUGUUCUGCCUCCAUCUCACCUUCCUGCUGUCCAGCCUCCUGGCCCAACUACUGAAGGAAAAAGAGGACGGCUCAUCUUGCCUGGUACUGGGUCUGGUUUUACACUGGUCCCUUCUGGCCACCAUGACCUGGAGUGCUCUGGAGGGGUUCCACCUCUACCUUCUGCUCAUCCGGGUCUUUAACAUCUAUGUGAGGAGGUACCUGCUCAAACUCAGCCUGAUUGGAUGGGGUUUUCCUACACUGGUUGCAGCUGUUUGUGGGAUUUCACGUGUUUAUGGCAAAUACACUCUGAAAUACAGCAACAGCAAUUUAACACAACACAUGUGCUGGAUAAGCGGCAAGUCUGAACAAAAGCUCCUCAUAGUCAGCUACAUCACUACCGUGGCCUUUCCUUUCUUCGUGGUUGUGUUCAAUGCCUGCAUGCUGGGGCUGGUGGUGUUUAAGAUUUGGGAACUAAGAAGGGGUGAUAGAAGCUUUGGAAGCAGCAGUGACUGGAAGAAGAUAAACAAAGAGAGAAAGAAGAGGUUAUGGAAGGACUGUGUCACAGUGCUGGGCCUCAGCUGUGUCCUUGGGUUACCUUGGGGGUUAGCCAGCACUACAUACGUUUCACUCGCUGGGAUCUACAUAUUCACCGUAUUGAACUCCCUUCAAGGUCUAUUUAUUUUCCUGUGGUCUGUGGCGAUGGCCUGGUCAAAAUCUCAACCUGAAAAUAACUCCUCAAUCAGAGAGUCUUCCUCUCAGAAAAUGAUGACUACUAGUUUCAACAGCAGAAACUGAAAAGACUAAUGCAUUAUCCAUGACCUAUAUUAGGUGUUUGGCUUCUAUUGAUAUAUAUUUCAGUAUAACUAACAAUUAAAAAUAUAUACACAUUUAGAUGUGUUAUUUCUUCCUUUUUGUGCAAAUACUAUGUAGAAAUUUUGAAGAAAAUUCUUGUGAUUUUCUGUUUCCUCUUUCAAGCAAAUAUCAAUAACUUGACUGUAAUGAGUGGCUCUUUGAGUUGACUUCCUAUCAGUUGGAAGCAGUGCAGUUAUUCUACUCUGACCUCUGGCAACAACAAGGCAUUUUCUUCCAGAGAACUGAUGCUCUCUGGAUAUUUUUUCCAGCUUAUUCUCUGGAAACUGCAGAGAACUUAGUGUUGGAAAAUGCCAGUAGAUCACCAGUUUCUGGCACCAAUGAGCACACCAUGCUCACACCUCCAUUCUGUUUCACAAUUUAAUCAUGAGAACAUCAUCUUCACUAUUCCUUCAUGCCAAUAUGCAUUGAGUUUGUUUGUGUGUUUUGCUUUUUAGAUAUUUGCGUUAAUGACCUGUUGAACUAGUGUACCUAACAAAGUGACUAGUGAGUGUAGUAUUUUUUUUUACUGUUUUUAGAGAUUCCGUGCAAAUAAGAGACAAUAAAAAUGACAUUUUGAAGACACAAAUAACAUUUCCAUGUAUUACAUUGUAUACUAGAUGACCUAAUAGUGUGGUCAGGGAGUGUAUGUUGUUUGUGAUUCCACAGAGACUCUGACAGGCUAACACUAGCAAGACUUGGACAACUCACAACCUAACA
Molecule: messenger RNA, 2349 nt
Organism: Haplochromis burtoni (Burton's mouthbrooder)
Lineage: Eukaryota; Metazoa; Chordata; Actinopteri; Cichliformes; Cichlidae
Product: adhesion G protein-coupled receptor G3
Biological process (GO): cell surface receptor signaling pathway; adenylate cyclase-activating G protein-coupled receptor signaling pathway
Cellular component (GO): membrane
Molecular function (GO): G protein-coupled receptor activity
Source: RefSeq, a predicted model, not a curated record